Tyto alba (common barn owl) is the source of this 923-nucleotide messenger RNA. RefSeq names its product ALK and LTK ligand 2 (gene ALKAL2). The record is from RefSeq and is a predicted model, not a curated record. Gene Ontology annotation, biological process: positive regulation of ERK5 cascade; positive regulation of ERK1 and ERK2 cascade. Lineage: Eukaryota; Metazoa; Chordata; Aves; Strigiformes; Tytonidae. Bases 364 to 822 code for a protein of 152 amino acids. Gene Ontology annotation, molecular function: receptor tyrosine kinase binding; receptor signaling protein tyrosine kinase activator activity. The transcript is spliced from 7 exons.
GAGAAGAAAAUAACCAUUCCCUUCCCCGGCGGCUCGCCCCCGCCCCAACACCUCCCCUUCCCCGCCGCAGCCAGGCCCGGAGUUCCCGCCUAUAUAAGCGGCUGCGCCGGGGCUGGCGGCGAUGGAGUAGUUCGUGGAUACGGCGGGAGCGCAGGGACGGGACGGGGGCGGGCGGGCCAGCCGCGGAAAACUUGGACACCCCGCCGCUCGCGGGCUGCUGCCGCCCGGGGAGAGCCGGGGCAGCGGCUCCGGGGGGGGAAGACACCUCGGCUUCUGGGACGGAGAGACAGUGAAAUAGGAGGCCUCCCACAGCGGCGGAUCCUUCCUUUUCAUCUGCUCCUGCACCCUUCGGGUCAGACUGCAAUGAGUGGACUGAGGUCUCCUGGGCUGCUAGGGCUGGUGCUCUUAAUGCUCUCAGCAGGAUAUUGUAAAGAGAAAACUGACUCCGCAGAUUUGAGGGAGAGGCAAAGUCUCUUAAAUCUCAUCAUGGAGAUCAUUCAGGAACUGAAAAGGUACCACCUGGAGAAGGACAGUGGGGUGCAGUACUUCUCCAAGCAUGACUAUAACUUAGAUCGCAGGGAAGUGGCCGACUACGGGGGAUACCAGGACGAGCAGAGAGUCGAAAUAGUUCCCAGAGAUCUGAGGAUGAAAGACAAAUUUUUAAAGCAUUUGACAGGUCCACUCUACUUUAGCCCAAAAUGUAGUAAACAUUUUCAUCGGCUUUAUCACAAUACAAGGGACUGCACCAUCCCAGCAUACUAUAAAAGAUGUGCCAGGCUUCUUACUCGGUUGGCAGUAAGCCCAAUGUGCAUGGAAGGAUAAAGAUGUUAUUACCAUGAAAAGAAACACCAAGAACCAAGAGAAGUGCCUUGGAAACCAACAGGGAAAUAGAACUUACUACCUUUAUAACAUAUUCCAUUGUG